Messenger RNA from Pyricularia oryzae 70-15, 1572 nucleotides. RefSeq lists its product as uncharacterized. The record is from RefSeq and is a predicted model, not a curated record. The coding region runs from base 1 to 1572 and encodes 523 amino acids. The transcript is spliced from 5 exons. NCBI's taxonomy places the organism in Eukaryota, Fungi, Ascomycota, Sordariomycetes, Magnaporthales, Pyriculariaceae.
AUGGUAUCGAGGGGUUCCGGCUCUGGUCGUCGGGAGGCUGCCUCUACGGAAGAGCCUGCUAUUCCUCUGCUAUGCGACUUGUGUCCUAAGAAAGGCCAAUUCUCCGACAUUUCCCAUCUCUUGACGCAUAUCUCGUCGAAAGGCCAUCUUUCUUGCAGGUUCACAACUGACAUGAAGGCAAAGGCUGGUGACAUCAACGCCGCAAAGAAAAUGCGGGAUUUCGAGAAGUGGUAUGCUGAGAAUGGAAUCGAUGGUCUUCUCCAGGAUCGAAUCACAUCCAAGGAGCGUCGAGUCAAGAAGUCCCGAGGCCAGGGAGGACUAGCAACAACUAGAACAGCACGCUCUCAGCCUUCGCGCCAUGCCUCGGUCAAAUCUGAGCCCACUGAAGACAUGGAAAGCAUGCGGUGGGAGUUCGGUCCCAUGCGGCUCCGUCCAACCAACACGGGACGUCAUAGUCAGUCCGUUUUCGAGACACCUACUACUCGACGCACGCGAUCAUCCGCCCAGUUCCCAGAUUUUGACAAGAAGAUUGACAAGUUUGAGAAGUGGGAGACUUUUGAGACGGAGUUUUCUGAUGUGACAGACUUGAUUUACCUUGAUACCACCGAAGACAUAUACGAAUCGACCGUCAGCAAGCUCAAGGGUAUCAAGUACCCCGGCAUGGCUGUGUUUGAUUCUGCUACGCCUGAUCAGAGGAGGAAGCGCAACCAACGCAAGCACGAGUCUGUUAUAACCAACAUGAAGCGAUCUUCAGAGGCAAUCGAGCCUACGGAGUGUAUCUGGCAAGGCAUUGGCAACUUCGAACGGAGUCGCGACAUAUACGCCACGCCUUCUGUGGAUGGUAGUCCAGUGAGUAGAAAGGCCGAGCUCCAGGGCAACCGGAAGCGGAAGAAGCCAGCCCGCCUGGACCCCGAUCAGGAACUCACAAGCAAGCGCCGGGCCAAAGCACCAGUCAAGGUCGGAUCGACGAGAAACAACUCUGGUGUCUCUCUUCGAAGUCUGUCUACAACAACCAUGAAGCCAAUCUCGGACAGCUUCGACGAUGACUCUUGGGACAUGGAUAACACUGCCCCAGAUACAGGAGAUGUUUUCCAAGAUGAUGACAAUUCGCGAGUCAUCAAUCGGAUAGUCAGUCCUGUUCACGAUACGAGGUUCCAGUUCCAUCGUCGACCAGCACUGCAGCAACUCGACAGUAACGCCAUGAUGAUCCCACCCACACAGACCCCAAAGCACAUAUCCUAUCCAUUCAUGGGCCACACUAGUCACCUGCGUGACUUGCGUGACUUGCGUGGCCCUAUCAACCAGCCAGACUUCACGCUUGGUUACAUGAUACCACCGCAGUCCGCCGAUGGCAACAGUUUCAAUCCUCUUUACAUGCAGGGUCGGGGUCCAGCAUACCAGCAAUUCCAUGGUGCAGUAUAUGACAGCACAGACCGAACUCCUACAACCACUUUUCAACCAAUCAAUGGCGGUAGAUAUGGAUACCAGGCUAUGCAGCACAGCAACUCCCCUGUCAAUGCCGCUCAAGUCUGCCUCCAACACAACGGCGACCAUGUUGACUUCCAGCUCUGA